Messenger RNA from Brassica oleracea var. oleracea, 468 nucleotides. RefSeq names its product protein AIG2-like. NCBI's taxonomy places the organism in Eukaryota, Viridiplantae, Streptophyta, Magnoliopsida, Brassicales, Brassicaceae. The transcript is spliced from 4 exons. The annotation marks the transcript as partial. The record is from RefSeq and is a predicted model, not a curated record.
AGUCAUGUGUAUAGGCUGAAAGGACGUUUGCAUGCAUGUAUUUCUCCUUCUGAGAAUGGACUUACCAACGGAAAGAUACUAACUGGAUUGACAGAUGGUCAGCUAGAGAACUUAGAUAUGAUUGAAGGAGAUGAAUACGUGAGGAAGACUGUCGAAGUUGUGUUAACUGAAACUUCCGAGAAGAUGAAAGUGGAAACCUAUGUAUGGGCUAACAAGGAUGAUCCUGAUAUGUAUGGAGAAUGGGAUUUCGAGGAAUGGAAGCGGCUUCACAUGGAGAAAUUCAUAGAGGCAGCCAAGAAAUUUAUUGAAUGGAAGAAGAAUCCGGAUGGGAGAUCAAGGGAAGAGUUUGAGAAAUUUGUACAUGAAGAUCCUCUGGUGGCCUGAAGAAUUUAUGUGCUUUUGUUUUGUUACCCAUUAAGAUGUGUGUUGAAAUCACUCUCUUUAUCAAAUAUCUUUUACUGCAAGUAA